Messenger RNA from Populus nigra (black poplar), 2237 nucleotides. Its product is annotated as probable protein phosphatase 2C 38. The record is from RefSeq and is a predicted model, not a curated record. The transcript has 7 exons. Gene Ontology annotation, molecular function: protein serine/threonine phosphatase activity; cation binding. The coding region runs from base 672 to 1847 and encodes 391 amino acids. Gene Ontology annotation, biological process: protein dephosphorylation. NCBI's taxonomy places the organism in Eukaryota, Viridiplantae, Streptophyta, Magnoliopsida, Malpighiales, Salicaceae.
UUGCAAGGUCAACGUCAAAACCCUCCCACGAGGCAAGUAAAUUAGAGAAACAAAAACUGAAAAUCGCAGCCUAAUAAGCCCAUCAAGAAAUCAGAGAAGAGGACCUUCUUAUCAUGGAUUUCCAUUAAAACCCAAGAUUUGCUGUAUAGAUAAUUACAGUCCUCUCUUUCCUUAACCAAUCACAACUCCACAAUCUCUCUGUCUCUGUCUUUCUCUCUCUAGAUCUACUUUUAAUACAACCUUAUUUGUUGUUAGAACAUCUAAAAUCCCUUCCCUUGGAUUCUCUCAUCUAGUAAAUCCUUCAAAGUUUUGGCCUUUUAGCUUUUAUUUUAAGGCUUCUGCAUUGAAGGAUCAUAAAGUUUUGUUCUUUGCCCUUUGAAAUUGAUGACAAGGGUGAUGGUGUCUGCAAUUUGAUUGACCAGAAUCCCUCAAGGCAACUACAUAUAGAUUCCCAAGUUUCUGGACCUGCACAGAAAUGAGUUUGUUGUAUCUUGAAUCUCUGAUGAGAUUAAUGGUGUCUGCAUUCAAUGCGGGUUUGAUUUCUGAUACAUCUGUUGCGGGAUUAGAGAUUGGUGAGAAACAAGAUCCAAGAACAGUCUCUUAUAUACUUAUCGAUACUGAUUCAAGGAAUAGUUUGAUUUCUGGGUUAUUUGGGAGAGAAUAUGUGAGUGAUGGUUUCGACGUCAUUGAUGAGAAUUGUUUCACCCUGUUGGAAGCCUUCCGUCGAGGGUGAAAAUUCCAGUAAUGGUGGGGAUGCUGCUGGUAGAGCUGAGGGCUUGUUAUGGUACAAAGAUUCAGGUCAGCAUGUUAAUGGGGAAUUUUCAAUGGCAGUAAUUCAAGCGAACAAUCUAUUGGAAGACUAUAGUCAACUUGAAUCGGGGCCAAUGAGCUCAGUUGACCCAAGUCCUCAAGGAACAUUUGUUGGAGUCUAUGAUGGCCAUGGAGGUCCAGAAGCUGCCCGGUUUGUAAAUGAACGCCUUUUCGAAAACAUCAAGACUAUUCAUGGUGCAGAAUUCACGUCAGAAAGCAAUGGAAUGUCAGCAGAUGUUAUCAACAAAGCAUUUUUGGCAACAGAAGAGGAAUUUCUCUCUCUAGUGAAGAACCAGUGGCUACAGAAGCCACAGAUUGCUUCUGUUGGUGCUUGUUGUUUGGUAGGUGUAGUAUGCAGUGGUGUUCUCUACAUUGCAAAUGCAGGAGAUUCCCGGGCAGUGUUAGGAAGAUUGGAAAGGGCCUUUAAGGAGAUCAAAGCAGUUCAGUUAUCAUAUGAACAUAAUGCAAGUAUAGAAUCUGUGAGAGAGGAGUUGCAUUCAUUGCACCCCGAUGAUCCACAUAUUGUUGUUCUAAAGAACAAGGUUUGGCGUGUGAAGGGUCUGAUUCAGAUCUCAAGAUCUAUAGGUGAUGCCUAUUUGAAAAGGGCGGAGUAUAACAGAGAGCCUCUGUUAGCCAAAUUUAGAUUGCCUGAACCCUUCAAUAAACCGAUUCUUAAAGCUGAGCCAACAAUUUUAGUGCAGAAACUCUACCCUGAAGAUCAGUUUCUUAUCUUUGCAUCAGAUGGCCUGUGGGAGCACCUAAGCAAUCAGGAGGCAGUUGACUUUGUCCACAGCUGUCCACGUAAUGGUGUUGCAAGGAAACUUCUCAAAGCUGCGCUUCGUGAAGCAGCGAAGAAAAGAGAAAUGAGGUAUUCAGACUUGAAAAAGAUUGAUCGUGGUGUCAGGAGACAUUUUCAUGACGAUAUCACAGUCAUUGUUUUGUUUCUUGAUUCGAAUCUUGUCAGUCGCAGCUCCUUCCGCGGGCCCCUAAUUUCCAUCAAGGGAGGUUAUGGUGUCUCUGGAAAUGGCAACACUUAGCUCGAGAAUUCUUGCACUCUAUCCCCAUUUCUUCGUUUGUAUUGAGAAACAAUUUUUUCUUUGAAGAGGAGAGAGCUUAAAGAAUCCCACCCCCCCUUGUUUUUUCAAUUGUAUAGCCACGCAUCUCAGAAGCCUACUUUAAUUUGUUGAAAGACCUCCUUAGGUAAGUAUAGUUGAUGCCAUGACAGAGAGAUACCUCAGCAAAAGCCUUUGUUAGUAGCUGUCUGGUUGUUGGCAUAUGAUACUUGAUAAUCUAUAGUCUUCCUCAACUGCCUUGAGAACCAGAAAAAAUAACCCCGUUUAGAGUGAAAUUCACAAUAUUGUUCAGUUUUAGUUCACAGAGUUUUCGUUUUUUGUGUGAAUCUGGGUCUGCCAUCUGGCCUUUUUCAA